Cucurbita moschata (crookneck pumpkin) is the source of this 1735-nucleotide messenger RNA. Its product is annotated as magnesium transporter MRS2-5. Lineage: Eukaryota; Viridiplantae; Streptophyta; Magnoliopsida; Cucurbitales; Cucurbitaceae. The transcript has 7 exons. The record is from RefSeq and is a predicted model, not a curated record. Gene Ontology annotation, molecular function: magnesium ion transmembrane transporter activity. Gene Ontology annotation, biological process: magnesium ion transport. The coding region runs from base 495 to 1640 and encodes 381 amino acids.
ACUUGGGUGGUAAGUUGGAACAAUGCAUUCAUACACCAUAAUUUUACAAUUCAACAGGAACACGAAAACAUUGCAAAGAAUGAGAACCAAAAUUAUGGGAUUAUGUGUAGAUUAAACCACAAUUUAAGUCCCGAAACCACCCUAAUCGCCAUCCCUUAGCACCUUUCAUUAUCGGUCUCCGCUGUUCAACAUCAGUCCACUCAUCGCCCACCUUCUGAAUCUGAAAUUUCUUGUUGUUCUUCCAUUUCUGCAUCUGGGUCUCUUUGUUAUGUCGAUUCAAGCGUUUUCAUUCUCAUAAUUAUGCCAAAAACAGGAAUCUUGGCUUUUCAAGAACACUUUCAUGAUUCCUUAAGUUUAUUUUCAAAGUUUCCAGCAAUUUGAGGCAUUAGCUACUUAACUUUUCGACCCUUCGCUAUCGAUAUCCGAUGGACGCUUCACGAGGAUCGUUGUUUACUAUUCCAAAUCCACGCUUUUGAAUCAUUGCUGAGUUCUUGAUGCAGAAGGAUAUGAACAAUAUUGGGGUAAAGAAGAGAGGUCAUGGGAAUCGUUCUUGGAUAAAGAUUGAUCAGGAAGGGAACUCAGAGGUUUUGGAGCUUGAGAAGGCUACUAUAAUGAGGCAUUGUUCUUUACCUUCAAGAGAUAUGCGACUUUUGGAUCCGCUCUUCCUUUGCCCGUCCACAAUUCUCGGGAGGGAGAAGGCGAUCGUUGUCAGUCUCGAGCAAAUUCGGUGUAUAAUCACAGCUGAUGAGGUGAUUCUGAUGAACUCCUUAGAUGGAUGUGCUGCUCAGUACAAGGCAGAGCUGUGCAAGCGUCUCCAUGCAAGUAAAGAUCAAUCAGAUGAUUUGCCCUUUGAAUUUAGGGCACUGGAGCUGGCGCUGGAACUUACUUGUUCAUUUCUUGACACUCAGAUGAAGGGGAUGGAAAUCGAGAUAUACCCUCUACUGGAUGCUUUAGCGUCUUCAAUAAACACGCUUAAUCUCGAAAGAGUUCGAAGAUUUAAAGGCAACCUUCUGUCCUUGACUCAACAAGUGCAAAAGGUUCGUGAUGAAGUCGAGCAUCUGAUGGACGAUGAUGGGGAUAUGGCAGAGAUGUUUCUGACAGAAAAGAAACAAAGAUUGGAGGCGAACAUCCGAAGUAACUUGUAUCUCGAAACUAGUUUCUUCGGGAAACCAAAAUCUGCUCCUGUUUCACCAGUGGGUUCGACCAAUGGAUCUUAUAAAUUACAAAGGGCUUUUAGCAGUAUUGUAAACUCGAGCAGCUUGAUGAGUUCAUCAAACGGUGGUGAUAACGUCGAACAAUUGGAGAUGCUGCUCGAGGCGUACUUCGUGGUUAUUGACGACAUGCUCAGUAAAUUGUUAUCGCUCAAAGAAUCUAUAGAUGACACAGAAGAUCUGAUCAACAUUAAACUGGGCAACGUUCAGAACCAGCUGAUACAAUUCCAGGUGCUUUUCACUGCAGCUACGUUCUUGGCUACGAUGUUUGCAGCGUUAACUGCAGUUUUCGGCAUGAAUUUUUCCGACGAUGUCUUCGAGCAUCCGACUUCUUUCCAGUGGAUAGUUUACUUGACCUUGAUUGCCUGUGGCCUUGUGUUUAUCUCUUUUCUAUUCUAUUUUAGGUACAAGAAAAUCUUCCCAUUGUAAUUGAGCUGCAGUAUGUACCUCUUUGUACCUCUAUGCAAAAUGAAUGCAAAAUGAAUAUAUAUAGAUCGUUGAGUUAUGCUCAAUUUGACAUGCAA